This is a messenger RNA of Ixodes scapularis (black-legged tick), 1580 nucleotides long. RefSeq names its product protein obstructor-E (gene Gasp). Gene Ontology annotation, molecular function: chitin binding. Gene Ontology annotation, cellular component: extracellular region. Bases 435 to 1178 code for a protein of 247 amino acids. The transcript has 5 exons. NCBI's taxonomy places the organism in Eukaryota, Metazoa, Arthropoda, Arachnida, Ixodida, Ixodidae. The record is from RefSeq and is a predicted model, not a curated record.
AGUUGACAGAGCCCGACUCGAUCGGCCGGUGCGACAGUGAAAUCAGUUGGCCAGUGCCCUUCGAGCCCUCGGCUGGGCGGAGGUGGAGCUGCGGCAAGGGCCCUGCCCGGGUGUCCGGCAGCCGCGUCCUUGAUGGACCAUCGCCACGUCGGACGGUGGGAUGGCCGGGAUGGCAGCUUGGCCGGCGACGCUUAUCGUCGCCCCAUCGGCGCGACGACGAUCUCAGUGGCCCUGCAUUCUUGCGUGGAGAGCGAGAAAGAAAGCGUGUGGGGGCGCCCUCCGCCGCUGUCUAUGGCCAGAGAACGUGACCAGCCCUAGGCGGCGCUGUCCUGGUUUUGAGGCUAACUCGGAAAGUGAACCGGUAUGAAAAGGCGGCCACCGUGGCAGGAAGCCGUAUUACGUCUCUUGCCAGGCUGCUCUGCUGCACGCUCGCCAUGAUUGCCGCUCUCGCUCUGGCUGCCCUGCUGGGAUCCGUGUCCGCCCAGCGCGGAGAUGAUUUCAACUGCCCAGACCAGUUCGGCUUCUAUCCGCACCACAAGAGCUGCGACAAGUACUACGCGUGCAGCAACGGAACGGCGAGUCUCAAGACGUGUGGCAAUGGCCUGGUCUUCGACGAUGUGGAUCCGCUGCGCGAGAACUGCGCCUACCCCUUCUCGGUGACCUGUGGGGACCGAACGGACCUCGAGCCCCCGAUCAGCACCCCCAACUGCCCGCGGCUGUACGGCAUUUUCCCGGACAACAACAACUGUCGCGUCUUCUUCUCGUGCUGGAACGGCGAGAGCUCCAGGUACGAGUGCCCUCCCGGCCUCGCCUACGACAACGACCAGCGUGUCUGCGUCUGGGCCGACAUGGUCGACCGCUGCGACCAGCGCGAGGUGGCUGAGGGCUUCGUGUGCCCGGACCCUGCCGACGUGGACCAGCCAGGCGUGUUCACCAGGCACGCCCACCCGACUGACUGCCGCAAGUUCUACGUGUGCAUCGAGGGCCAGGCCAGGCCCUACGGCUGCAGUCUGGGCACUGUCUUCAACGUGGACUCGCUCCAGUGCGACGACCCGGAGAACGUCCAGGGAUGCGAAAACUACUAUGGUGACCUGGACGUGAAGACGCUGAAAAAGGCCCAGAACCAGAACCCCAAGAAGGGCGGCAAGUCUGGCUCCUCUUCGUCCGACGACUCUUAGACGAACGGCUUCGAGAACAUGCUCCUCAUCAGUGCCGCGCUCCCCGGCCGGCCCCGAAACCUCAGCACCGGUGCUGUAACUCCGGACAUUCGCAGCAUCAGCGGUGGACCUCCUGGUCUUGCCGACACCUUUGUCCCGGUCUCGACAAGACGGAGCCGAUUGUGUUGUUUUUUUCUUAAUUUUAAGGUAUCCUCUCUAGAUGUAAACAAAAUAUGCCUAUAGCGAGGGUAGGCACAUUGACAACUGAACCUCUACGCUAGUAGGCGUUGUUGAGGGCAAACUGAGAGAAGGGGACGCUGCUGGGGUUGCGGCUCACUUUAAUAAACACCUUCAUCAGCUGGCGAUUCAGUCAAGACGGAAGAAAGCAUUUUAUGUCAUUAUAAUAAAUUUUAUAGUCUUCGG